UUUACAAAGCAGCGCGCAGCCUGCUUCGCCUCAAGGGGAGAGCGCGCCUGAGAGGUUGAGAGACUGGGUUGUACUACGCCGCCACGGAGGCAGGCUCACGCUGUUGGUCGCUUUCGCCGAAGACGACAACGCUCGUUCUAGUGGCCCCACUGUUUACUUAAGUGCUCGUCGCAUUCGUGCAAAACUUACACGUCUGCUCCUUUUUUGUUUGUGUGUGUCGUCUGCUACGACUUCAAUUUGGAUAAACCGAAACUAUUGUCUGGAUUUCACUCGGCAGUGUCUCUGCUAUCGUGAAGCGCUGUAGUCUGCUUGAGCGUGGGUAAGAUCGUCUGCUUCACAGCGAAUUUGACACAGCGGCAGCGUGCAGACAGCUGACUUUGAUUUCCCUUGAGAGGACUUCGUUUUGUGCGACAGAAGAUCUCCUGUUGACGGCUGGAAGAUCUGCAGCUGAUCUUGAAGCGAGCGUCUCUUCAAGAAAAAAAGUGUAUUCUGAGGAGUGUUCAAGAAGCAGCAGCUGGAUUCACUGUUAGUCUACACCGUCUGGUUACCUGGGUAUAUUACAGGUUGCGAUAAUUUAAGCCUGAGUGAACGUCGGCGUCUCUGCGUCAUUUUGUUCGCGGAUUGCAGACGACGCAGUGUUUGCCUCUGCCGAGCCAUCGAUUGCAAGCAAUUACAGUUUUUCUGCGUAAGCGAGGCACGGUUUCGCAAGCUUCUCCGGAAGGCCAAUUAGCGACUGGCAGUACGGACGCCUCGCUGGAGUGACUUCGUGACUCGAGUUCAUAUGAGAGAUAAAUUGCUUGGAGGACUUAUUCCCGGAGACACGUCCCCUGCUGAUGCGCUCACGUUCUGAACAACUGUCGUAAGAAGUGGCUAGCAUUUCUUUUCCUGUUCAGCGACAUCCGCGUGGGAAGUACGAAAAUCGACGAGACAAAAUCAGGUUUGGAGUUUUUACUGCCUGCUCUAACGAUUACAUUACAAGACGUGACGCCUACAAACGGGCGGGCAUUGCACUAUUACGUGCUUGGAGUUUCACCGACGCCUGCUAUUUGACGACACGGACAAUCAUUAACAUUGAAGUUUGGGGACGAUAACACUUGUUUUCGCAAACAUCAACAACUGGAUACUGCCCGUAUUUGGAAAAUGAGCACUAUGCGUAAAAUACUAGUGGUCUAUUUGGAAUUUCUUCAAUCGAAAGGAACCUCCCAUCACUGAACUUAUGUGGCAUGGUCUGAACAGCUUUCGAAGGAUUUAGUUGCAUCUGAAGUUAUCGAUAAGCAUCGCUGAAAUGUGAAGUGGCCUAAAACGACUGCGCGAAGGCUCUCCAAGUUCUACUGGCUGAACCUGUUAACUGCAUUUCUGGGAUUGCAUUUCAUGGCAUUAAAUAGUCCCAAAACUGGAUCGAACUCGUCGCGUUCGAUCACGUUACAAUUAUUCACAGCACAGCAAAGACGCCGUCAAGUUUGUUGAGAAUAUAAGCUUACUCUAUUGCAAAGCAAGACUUAGGGUACCGUCGUUCACAACCUGGACCACAAGUGACCACUUAAGUAAACCGCCGCGAGGAAAACCGAGUGGGGCGACUGUAUACGUUACUCACCCUCCUGCACAAAUAGGAAGCGGUUGCGAACGAACUGCCACAGUGCGCUUCUGACGAGCCCGCGAGUGUUCGCACUUCUGGACCUUCGACGUUCGUAGUGACGCCUCCGGUGCUCCGAGCCGCAUGGCGUCCGCCGGCCUACACUCCAGACGACGCAGCUGCGUCGCCUCCCUGACAGGCAAACCGGGCGAACCGUCAACGACGGGCUCGGCGUCGGCACCGGCGGGCAUCGUGCCCGAAGUCCGGACCACGGGUGUCCUGUUUCACGACAGCAGACGCAGCAGUCUGUCUCGCCCGAAAAACGAAAGUCACGCCGCCCGGUCCGACGGUUCCCCCGCGAAGGCGCCCAGCUGGCGUCUCCAUCUGCAACCAUCCAACAGCGGUUCGCCGUCCCACACGUCUUCAAGUGCUGGGGCCACACAGUGCAAAGUGGUCGAGCCGAUGACGUCCACCGCGGGUUCGGGUGGAGAGACCAAGACGACCACCUCCUCUUGGAUGACAAACAGAGGUCACGCCACUGCGUCGGCUGCUACGGCAGCCCUGAACCUGGUGACAUGUCCGGUCACGCCGGUGCAGAACGGCAAAGCGGAAACGGUCCGGAACUCCCCCAAAGUGAGGCCACGCUUCUCACCUAACCGGAGUUCAACGCCGAGCCGGUCGAGCCGGCAUUCCUUCUCGGUAGACUGUGGUGAUGUCAUGCCUGGUAUGAGCCCUCACGGGUCGCUGCGCGGUCGGGGAGGCGGAACCGGAAGCGGCUCCUUCCUCAGCGUGACCGGUUCGCACGGCCACACCAGCUCCAGCGCCACCGUCAGCCCCGACGCGUCGGCGACCAACAAGUACCGGCUGGUCGUGCUCGGCGGUCCCCGCGUGGGCAAGUCGGCCAUCGUGCACCGCUUCCUGCACGACAGGUUCCUGCACGACUACAGCGCCACCGUGGAGGAGUUUCACCGCGGCGAGUACGACGUCGGCGGCGGCGCCACCGUCGCGCUCGACAUCCUGGACACUGGGGGGAGCUUCGAGUUUCCCGCCAUGCGGCGCCUCGCUAUCGACUCCGGCGACGCCUUCCUCCUCGUGUAUGCGAUCGACGAACGCGACUCGUUCGAGCUGGUCCGCAAGCUGCGCGACGACGUGCUCGCGGCGCGCAAGGCGCCCCCUAUGGUCGUCGUGGGAAACAAGACGGACCUCGAGUCGCACCGCCAGGUGCAGUCGCAGAUGGUCGAGCCGAUCGUCUGCAUCGACUGGGAGCACGGGUGGGUGGAGUGCUCCGCGAAGGACAACACCAACAUCGCCAGAGUCUUCCAGGAGCUGCUGGCUCAGGCGCACUUCAAGAGCAAGGUUGCCAAGGCGACGCAGAGCCGGCGCAUGUCGCUUCCCGUGAACAGCUUCAGCCGGGACCAGCUCAGUCCGGUGUUCAGGCCCAAGGGCUCGCGGAAGAGGACAAGCUGCGCCGUCUCCUAAGCCAGCGACGGGGAAAGAACCGCCGAUGAAAGGCAGCCGGAUCGCCCUUACCUGUCUCGCAACCCACGUCGGUUCAAUGUUUCCACUGAGAUCAGGGGGAAGGGUAGCAGCACUGCAUUUUCACGUGACCGGAUGGCGCGGGAACCCGACGCAAGCAGCUACCCCAGUGUUUCCUGAACCUCGCAACCGCGUCUUCUUUCUUUUUGCCGUCUUCGGGUGCUCGUUUUUCGCGAGCUUGAGCUGCAACGUAGCGUUGCUUGGAGAACGGAGUCGUCUACUCUCUCAAAAAUGUAUUCAAGACUCUAUAGAACAUCUAUAGAUGAUUUUCAUUUGAACUCUUUGUAUUGUGCA
Messenger RNA from Dermacentor albipictus, 3403 nucleotides. The record is from RefSeq and is a predicted model, not a curated record. NCBI's taxonomy places the organism in Eukaryota, Metazoa, Arthropoda, Arachnida, Ixodida, Ixodidae.